This is a messenger RNA of Caenorhabditis auriculariae, 3125 nucleotides long. The record is from the annotation of a GenBank genome assembly. Lineage: Eukaryota; Metazoa; Nematoda; Chromadorea; Rhabditida; Rhabditidae.
AUGGAAGUGGACAAUGCCAGGCCGACUACCGCCUCAGUUCCCCAGAGAAAUUGGGAAAUGAGCAAUCAGGUUUAUAUUCAAAAGAUGUUUUUUUUCUACUUUAUUACAAACUUCGUAUUGAAAAAAGUAGAUAACUACGCUGGACAGUGUGUAUGAAUAUAACGACGUGAUGCAAAACGAAAUUCGUCAGGCCAAGCCUUGGGACAAGGACCCUCAUUAUUUUAAACAGGUUUGAUUGACUAUUUUUUUAAGUAUGAGAAAUACCAGAACUGUUAAAAUGAAAUGUUUAUUUCGCUCAACGACAGAUCUGUGGCGCGAAGGAAGAGAACCGGAAAAAGUAAUAUUUGCCUCAACUUCGAUAAGGAUUCACUUUAAUUUAAAAAAAUAUUUUGUCGAAUUGAAGAGAAUAAAAAAAGCAAUCGUUCAGAAAAAUUUUUUUCUGCCAAUUUGACCUAAUUUCUUGUUAUUACCUCCUUCUUUAUCAUACAUUUCCAAUUUUAUGGAAUAAUACCUUUCUAAUUAAAAAAAAACGGUUCACUGUAUGAGUUUUUUUCACAUAAUUGGUGAACUUUUUCCGUUUUCAAGUAUUUUUAUUCCAAGUAUUUCGAUUCAGGUGAAAGUUUCGGCAAUCGCAUUGCUCAAGAUGGUCAUGCACGCGAAGCGGGGUGGAAAUUUAGAGGUGAUUUUCGUUGAGCUAUCAAAAAAAAAUAAUUCAUUUAUUUUUUUCUGUUCUUUGAACGUCGUGGAAUCUUCUAUAGUAAUGUAAAGUUCAAACUUGAAGGUUAUGGGCCUGAUGCAAGGAAGAAUCGACGCGAAUUCUUUGAUUAUUCUCGACGCCUUUGCACUUCCAGUUGAAGGCACGGAAACGAGGUGAAAUAUCUAUUAAAAGUUCUCUUCGUAUCGUUCAAGUUCUUGUUAGAGUUCAAAAUUUCUCAUUAUUGAGAGACAAACUUAUUUUUAAAAAAAUUUGUCGACUGAAACAUUCAAUCUCCUUUUUCAGUCUCCUCAAUAAAAAAAAAUAGGUAACUAAAAAUUCGUUGAUUGAUGCCGUGUUCAAAGUGAUUUCGCGAAAUCCAAAAUUGCCGCCAGAGAAAGAAAAUAUAACUAAAUUUUGGAGAGUCAGAGAUCAUUUUGCAUUUCGCGGAAAUUACUUUGAACACGGCAUGAGAAAAUGACAAUGCUUUUAAGUAUGUUGAUUGGAAAACGUGAAAGCACGGAGUUUACUGAGUCAUGUACAAAAAAAAAAAUGAAUUGCAAAAUUACUCGACGCUUUUUUCUUUUUUUCAAGGUAUUUAUUCAGAGUCAAUGCGCAAUCCCAAGCCUACGAGUACAUGUCGAUCUAUACGGAUCUUUGCGAUACGGAAAAUCGUAAAGAGAAGGUGAAAAGACUCCAAGCCUUGAAGAAACAGUUUUGGUUGAGGUCGUCGGGUGGUAUCAUUCACAUCCCGGUUAUGGAUGCUGGCUCUCUGGGAUCGACGUGUCGACACAAACUCUGAAUCAAAAGUACCAGGAGCCCUGGGUGGCUAUCGUCAUCGAUCCAUUGAGAACGAUGAGCGCUGGGAAGGUUUUUUUUGCUUAAUUUUUGAAAUGUUUCAACCGAUUGUCGAAUUUUCAAGAUUAUUUAAAGAAAAUGAAGCUAUCUAGUUUGCGCAAGCAGGUUCUUAAAGUAAGCUUUUUUUUGAAGUAAAUUUUUUUUUACCAUCAAGUUGAGGAACAUUUAUUUUUAUAUAGUAUAUAGUUAUCCAUGGAGAAUUCCGAACUCAAUCGGUUUUGAAAUGUUUUGAAUUGAAAAAAAAUGAUUGAAAGCUUAAUUUAUUUCUUCGUGUUCUUUUUUUGAACCAUCAUUUCAUCAUAAUUUAUUCAAAACGAAGAAAUUAUUAUAGUGACAUCUACUAGGAUUUAUUAAAAAUGAAAUAGACAAAAUAGAAAGUUUAAAAAUUAGCAGAAAUUCCCAGAAACUUUUGAAAAUAAUGAACAUUGCUUUUCAAUUAGGUUGUUGAAAUUAUUUAAAGAGAGGACCGUGAAAAUAUCAAAUGUUAAUAUUUGAGGUCGAUAUCGGGGCUUUCCGAACGUAUCCCGAAGGCUACAGACCACCAAACGACUCUCCAUCUGAAUAUCAAUCGAUUCCUUUGAACAAAGUAUCUUUCACAUUUUUUUUCAAAAAUAAUCCUUUUUUUUUUCAGAUUGAAGAUUUCGGCGUUCAUUGCAAAAGAUAUUAUUCUUUGGAAAUUUCGUUUUUCAAAUCGGAAAUGGGUAAUUUUAUACUUAUUAUGUCGUUUUCAAAGUAAUUUCGCGGAAGUUAAAUCUCUGGUUCUCCAAAAGUUAGGUAUCUUUUUGCACCUUCUGACAAUUGUUUUGAGUUUCACAAAAUUUCUUUGGACUAGGAUAUACGUUUUCCAAGUCCCAAACUGUCCAACGCAACUUCAGAUGCUCAAAUCUUGAAGACGUUGUGGAAAACGUAUUGGCUGAGCACUUUGAGCACUUCUCCGCUGUUUUCCAACGCCGAAUUCAUAAAUAACCAGAUGAAGGACAUCGCGCAGAAGCUCUCGGCGGUGAGAUUUGGACUCUUUCUAUUUCUUCAUAAUUAAUUAUUCUUAUUAUAUGAGAAGAAUAAUCAAAGUUUUCCUUUAAUUUAUCUUUAUUAUCAUCAUCAAAAAUUAUUGAUCUGUUUUUCAUCGCGUUGAUAAGUAUAAUAAAAAAAAGGUUAGAAUAAAUUUUUUUUUUUCAGUAUUGUGACUUAACUUCCUUUUUAAAAGAGCUAUUAUAUCAAUCUUCCAGCUCGAAAGAAAGUUUCUGACGGCCGAGAAAAACGUUGAUGGAUUGGAAGGCCUUGAAAAGGUUGGUUAUUUCCGUACAUCAAAAAUGCUCAUACUUAGAGAGGACCUUAUCAGCAAGAAAAAAGAAAUUUUCUCGGUCAGUACUGUUUUAAUGAAAGAAGUUUUUUUUGGCAGGUGGUGACGGAUGCGGAAACUGUUGGCGACGAGUUGGAAGCUGCGCGGAUCUCGCAGUUUGUCAAACGCGCUCUGUUCGACCGCAAACACGCGGGAGCCAUCUGCUGCAAGCCUCCACAGUCCGCCGAUGAAGCCAUGUCGGAGGACUUGACCGAAGACGCCGAAAUGCACUGA